AUGAUACUGCCAGCUGAUUCAGCAUCUUACUCGGAGGAUUGCCUAGAACUUGAUGUUUAUACUCCCGAUGUUAAUACAAAACUUCCAGUAAUGUUCUGGAUACAUCCCGGAGGUCUCAAUGGUGGGUCAGGUCAUGGUUUCAAUGGAACUGCUUUGAGUGUAUUUAACAAUGUAGUGGUUGUUGCUAUCAAUUUCAGGCUUGCUCAUCUAGGGUUUCUGAGUUCAGGGGACGGCCAAAUAACUGGUAAUAUGGGAUUCAAAGACCAAGUUGAAGCGCUAAAGUGGGUAAAACGUAAUAUUCAGGCUUUUGGUGGAGAUCCAGAUGCCGUAACUAUCUUUGGUGAUAGUGCAGGUUCAUGGAGUACUUCCUCACAUAUUGUGUCACCGAUGAGCAAAGGUCUAUUCAAGUAUGCUAUACUACAAAGUGGAUCUAUACUCAGUGAUAUAGUUGUCAAUGAAAAACCAGAAGACCAUUUUAACGAAGCAGCAAUUCUUUUAGGUUGCGUCAAUGGCUCCAAAUCAGAAAUAACUGAUUGUGUGAGACAGGCUUCUGUCGAAGAUAUUCAUCAAGUCAUUGUAAAAACAUCUGGCAACAUGAAGUACGAUCGGGUCACAGUUGAUGGAGAAUUUUUUCCUAAACACCCUAAGUAUCUUUAUGAAGAGGCAGAUUUUAGUGAUACCAAGAUAAUGGUUGGAACAACAGAACAUGAAAUGUACAUGUACCUUUCUCUCUGGUCUUUUGAUGGACAGUACAACUAUGGAACAUUUCUGGAAGAAAUAAAAUUUGCAAAUGAACUGUUUUGUCAAAAGGACACUGUUGCUGUUGAAAAGCUGAAUAAAAUUGCGAAGUUUUAUUUGGACAAGGAUAUAUCUGAGAUGGAUGAGAAAUCUUAUAGAGAAAAGGCCCUUGAGAUUACAACAGACUUUACUAUGGAGUUCCCUGUGCUUAAUUUGACAAACACAUUUGUAGAGAGAGGUGGUACAGCAUACCUUUAUAUAUACGCCCAUUCUCCUGGUCACAUGCAGACGAUCAGACCACGUGACUAUGGAUCGCAUUGUGAUGAUCUGCUUUUCUUAUUUGGCUUUGGGUUUGUAGACCCAAGCGAAUUAAAUGAGAGAGUUACUUAUUCAAAUGAUGAAAAGAUAUUUGCCCUGCAAUUGAUGAAGUAUUGGGCCAACUUUGCAAAGAAUGGUGAUCCGAACAGUGAAGAUUUGCCAAAGUGGCCAAAGUACAACUUAGAAAGUGAGGAGUUUGCCGUGCUUCAACCGCAGCCAUACGCGAGACAACUUUUCAGGAAGGAAAAGUUUCAAUUUUGGAAAGAAUUCAUGCAAGAAAUAGCAGAUAAGAGACAUGUGACUAAGAUUUCAAAAGACGAACUGUAAUGUGUGAGUCACAAAAAGAUACAAUACAUCACCCAUUCAAAAUGACACCUUUGAUAUCGCAGCUACAUUUUCCAUUUUUGAAAUAGCUUUGUUGAUACUAUUAAAAUCUUCUUUGUCACGCUUUAUGUCAUAAGGUAGUUGAAUCCUGGCAAAAUAUGGUUCUAUGCUAUAGCAAAGGAGCAAUGAUUUGACGAAUGUUCAGCUUUAGAUCAAAUAAAGUUCCUGAUAUCACACUUUUGAAAAAUAA
Molecule: messenger RNA, 1630 nt
Organism: Owenia fusiformis
Lineage: Eukaryota; Metazoa; Annelida; Polychaeta; Sabellida; Oweniidae
Source: the annotation of a GenBank genome assembly